Messenger RNA from Monopterus albus (swamp eel), 2231 nucleotides. RefSeq names its product neuropeptide FF receptor 1 like 2 (gene npffr1l2). Gene Ontology annotation, cellular component: plasma membrane. Gene Ontology annotation, biological process: cellular response to hormone stimulus; G protein-coupled receptor signaling pathway. NCBI's taxonomy places the organism in Eukaryota, Metazoa, Chordata, Actinopteri, Synbranchiformes, Synbranchidae. The record is from RefSeq and is a predicted model, not a curated record. Gene Ontology annotation, molecular function: neuropeptide receptor activity; peptide binding.
AGUAUAAUUUAUGACUUUUAAUUGCAUUUUUGAUGUUACUGUUAAAACUCUGUAAGCCGGUCGACCAUCUGGAGAGCCGCGAACCACGCAGAGCCCCUGACGCUUGUUCAUUUUCUGCUUUUAUUUGCUCAUUUGCAACAGUCAGCUUUUGACAUCUUCAAGUUGGAGCAAGUGAGAGCAUCUGAAAGCACAAAGUUGUUUCAGCCAAAGGAUGGCGAUACCGGGCAACAUGGGAGAGGAAGGGAUGGAUUUGGAGGGAUCAGCCACAACAGUCCUCAUAAACAUCAGCCUAUAUGGCACGACCAAUAGCACCGCCAAUGGAACCAACAUUACCUUUUUUCCCUACUAUCAGCACUCUGUGUAUGUGGCAGCCAGCUAUAUCGUGGCCUAUUUCUUCAUCUUCCUGCUUUGUAUGGUGGGAAAUAUCCUGGUAUGUCUGAUCGUACUGGAAAACCGUCGCAUGCGCACUGUCACUAACCUCUUCAUCUUCAAUUUGGCUAUCAGUGAUCUACUGGUGGGCAUCUUCUGCAUCCCUACAACACUAGUGGACAACCUCAUCACAGGUUGGCCCUUUUCCAACACUGUAUGCAAGAUGAGCGGCUUUGUGCAGGGUGUGUCUGUGUCUGCAUCCGUCUUCACCCUGGUGGCCAUCGCUGUCGAAAGGUUUCGCUGUAUAGUGUACCCUCUACAACCCAGGCCUACCAUACUUGUUGCUAAGGCAGCCAUCAUGUUAAUCUGGGUGCUAGCAGUGGUGAUCAUGUGCCCUGCUGCAGUGGCGCUAACUGUGGAAAAAGUUCCUUUUCACUACAUGGUUUACAACAAUGAUUUCAACCACACAUUCCCUUUGUACACCUGCUAUGAAAACUUUGCUAACCCUCAGAUGAGAAAGGUGUACACAGCAGUUCUGUUUGCUCACAUCUACCUCGUGCCCCUCAUCGUUAUCACCGUGAUGUAUGGAAGCAUCGGAGUGAAACUGUGUUCCUUCGUUGUCACAAACAGAGAGCCACAGCUGGCCAAUGCUACAGUCCAGGUGGAAGACAGAAGGGGUGGUCAGGUGGUAUCACAGAAAAAGAUCAAGGUGAUAAAAAUGCUCAUCCUGGUGGCUUUGCUUUUCAUGCUGUCAUGGUUGCCACUCUGGACACUCAUGAUGCUGACAGACUAUGGUGGCUUGGACAGGGACCAGUUGGACCUUCUGACCAGCUACAUCUUCCCGUUUGCCCACUGGCUGGCUUUCUCCAACUCUAGCAUCAACCCCAUCAUCUAUGGCUACUACAAUGAGAACUUUAAGAGGGGCUUCCAGGCAGUGUGCAAGUCCAGGCCCUUCUGUUGCUUUGUGCAGUGCCAGCUGUGGACUAGGAUGGCCAGGUGGUGCAGGAAAGAAAGGUUUGUGCAAGCACCAAAUGGAGGUAGUGACUUCAGAGAUGCCACUAGCAGUCAUAACCACUUUGCACUGAGGCCGAGAAAUCGAGUUCAUAAUGAGGACAAGCUGACUGACAUGGUGAAGGUGAAUAGGAGUACAAGGGUGAGGGGUGUGGUGGUCUACUCUGAGAGAAGUCCUUCAGAUCAAGGAGUAGAAAUAGUAGCUGUACUUCACAAAAGCAGUAAUGUUGAAGAGUCACAGAGGUCACUGGCAGUUUUGUUGUAUCAGGCAUGGGAUAUUUGAGACAUACUGCUGCCCAAAAAUGAUCCAUUAAAGCCAUAAUACAGUAUGUUGCAUUGUAGUCCCAAGAAAGAAGCAACUAUUAUACUUAUCAGAUGUUACAAGUCUGUUGUGAUGGCUAGACAUUACAGCUGUAGUUUUAGGCAGUGCCUCACCUUUAACAAACACUUAAAUUUGCUAACACCCAUGCUUAUCCAAUCAGGUACAGUACAGAUGACACAAUGGAGCUGCCACCAUGUGCACGCACCUUGUGGUUAUUAUAGUCAUUAUUAUAGACACUUUAGUUUAAUCAUUAGAUCAGUUUCACACAUUAAUCAAGGGGCUUCAGUUACCAUUAUCACACUUGGCAAACCUCAAACCUCCAACACGCAUGAUCAAGGUAAUGUCUGUUGUUAAUGUCUCCUCUUCCUGUCAGCAAAGCUGCUGGCCGAGUACGUACAGUACAUCUACUGUAUGUGCUCAGUGUGUGAAGCCACCGAGAAGAGCGACUAAUCCAAAGGAACCCUUUUUAAAGGGAAAGCCUUUGUGAAAUUUAAAAUAUAUCAUAAAGAUUGUGAGCCUUCACAUUUGA